This is a messenger RNA of Schizosaccharomyces cryophilus OY26, 3000 nucleotides long. RefSeq names its product 2' O-ribose methyltransferase Mrm2. Bases 253 to 897 code for a protein of 214 amino acids. Gene Ontology annotation, cellular component: mitochondrion. Lineage: Eukaryota; Fungi; Ascomycota; Schizosaccharomycetes; Schizosaccharomycetales; Schizosaccharomycetaceae. Gene Ontology annotation, molecular function: rRNA (uridine-2'-O-ribose)-methyltransferase activity. Gene Ontology annotation, biological process: RNA methylation. The record is from RefSeq and is a predicted model, not a curated record. The transcript has 5 exons.
AGAAACUUAAGCGAUGUCAUUCCACAGUCAAAUGGAAUGUUUCAUUCAAUAGACGAAGAAUGUCAGAUCUGUUUUGAAGGAUAUCAUUGCUGGUACAUGUAAGCAAAAACAAAACAAAAUAAAAAAGCUGCUGUUGCUAUUGUUACUAAAGGAGCUGAGCUAUCUUCAUUCUAAAAGUUCGAUUUCUCUAUUUCUUCAAGUUUUUUUUCUGACUUUACUGGGUCCAGGUAAACACCAAAUCCACGGAAUGAAAUGAGGCAAACGCUUCCCUUUUGGUCAUGGGCUGCUAAACGUUCAAGAGAUGCUUUUCGUAAACAAUCCAAAAUUGAUAACUAUCGAUCUAGAGCUGCUUACAAAUUGCUCGAACUAAACCAAAAGCACAGAUUCUUAAAAAAUGGAUUUCGUGUCAUUGAUUUGGGGUUCGCUCCAGGCUCCUGGUCUCAAGUAGCCUCGAGGGCUGUAGGUUCUGAAGGGUUGGUUGUUGCAGUAGACAUUCAAAAUGUAGCACCGCCGCAAGGAGUCCUUCCGGUGUACGGUGACAUGCUGGAACCUCAAACACGUGCCAAAAUACAAGAUGCUUUCCAUCAACAUCGACAGCAAUCAAAGGCUGAUGAUUUGACUGUAGAUACAGUUUUGAGUGAUAUGCUUCAUUCGACUACAGGCAUACGCAUUCGAGAUCAUGCCGUAUCCAUGGAUUUAUGUAACUCCGCAUUUCAAUUAGCCAAAACCUUUCUUCGUCCUGGGGGUUUUUUUGUUUGCAAAUAUUAUAUGGGAUCUGAAGAGCAAGAGUUUCAGAAGUCUCUAAUGAAGAUUUUUAAACGCGUCCACGUAGAAAAGCCAAAAGCAUCUAUAAAAGAAUCUAGAGAAGCAUAUUUUGUAUGUUUGGGACGGAAAUAGUACAGGCACCGUUCUUGAGUACAUCUUUUUAUUCUUAAUACGCCAGCUAUAGCUUUCGUUACUUCCAACAAAACAUAUCAAUGAUAUGCAUUUACAAAUUAUACAACAUAAAAACCAUGAUAUUAUUACCUACACCUCCUUUGUUUAAAUACACUGGAAACGUCCAAUCACCCAGAGCUCAUCGCCCGCGAUGAGGCUCUUAGCUUUGAUUUCUUUUUUCUGCGUUGUGCCUUUUUAAACGCUCUUGCAUCUUCGCUCGAAGCCUUGCAAGUGCCUCUUUUGUAUGCUCGAUGUCGUUACGUGUACUUUCUUCCUCCCGCCUUGGAGAUUGAUUCUGGCUAUUCCUUGAAGGUCUUCUUACAGAAUGUUCAAUCGAAGGAUUUGAACUUUCUUGCUUAUCGCUGUAGUGACUCCAUGUUGUUUUAGGGAUGGGAGUUAGUUGUUCAAACAUGGUUGUGCUAAUGUCCGGCCUACCGCUAGAUGUACCUGUAACCGGCAUACUCUUGUCAUUAGUAGAUAUAUGGUCAGAAGAAGCACCUUUACUAUUUGUGUAGCCCGAACCGACAUCUUUCUCCUUAUGAUUUUCAUGAUAAACCACUUCCUUAUUACCGUUUGCUAAGAUGUUGUCUUUAUUAUUCGAGAAGUCCGGAGUCUCUAUUUUUAUUUCCUUAGGUUCGUCAGCAGACAGUGCAGUCCGAUUGGAAAUUGGAGUAGAAGUAUUGAAUACAUUUUGAUUUGCAGGUUCAGUGCGAUUCCCAAGGGUUAAAGAGGAAGAAGUAUUAUAUGAUGCCUUAUUGCCAUUCCCUUUCUUAGCAUCCAUUGUUUGUAAAUACUUAUCUUGAGUGGCUCUCGGUGAAUUGAAAGCACGAGAUUCAGAGAAUUCUUCCAAAAUUAGUGAAUCUUCAGAUUCAGUUGAGCUUUCACUAAGUUCGUAAAGCUCCUUACCAUUCUCCUUUAUUUGAUGGGUUUCUUCAACUGAACCAGAUAUUCCCGUCCUGUUGGACAAUAGGUUCUGGUGAUCAACUUGUGCAUUCGAAUUCUCUCGUUGAGAGGAUUUUGAUUGAAGAGGAGUCGAAUGGACAGGGAAAUUCGGUAACGAAGGAGAAGAAGCGCCAUUCGGAGGUCCAAACAAAAAAGGGCUCGUGCUAGCAUUUCGUUCAUAGUGACUCAAUUUAUCUUGUAAGUUGUGCAGCAUAGAUUCAAUACUUUCAAGCCGUUGAAACAGAACCAAUGAGUCGGAAUUCGUAUCUGCAGCAGUUUUCGGAGAGGAGGUAGGGAAAGGAGGAUCCGUUUGUGUUGGAGGAUCAUGGAAAUGAAAAGGAGAUGGAGAAGAACGGGAAGGAAUCCUGGAUCGAAUGGAAGAUUCGGAGGCACGGAAAGAAGAAGAUGGCAAGGGUUGUCGGUGUGAAUGAAAUCGAGAACGUGAAGGUGAUAGAUCAUUUAUAGGGGUUAAAAAGGGAGCAUCGAAAGAAGCGUCAUUAUUGAGAUCAAGAUGAACAGGCUUGUUUGGUGAAGACAACUCUGACUGGACUUCAUCCGUUCGGAGUGUUUUCUGUUUAGGGGUUCGACCACUUGCGACCGUUUUCUUGGGAGACUUUUCACCCGCAUAUUGCCUCUUUCUCUUUCUAGAAGGAUGAUUAGGAGGAGGGAUAAAUUGUAUAUCAGACUUCUUCGUCGUUGAGUUUCUAUCUUGUGUUUCUAGCGAGCUAGCCGAUGGCUCGUUCAGCUGUUGUUUUUCCCACUCCAAAUAUUCAUUUUUAGCAUUCUUCCAGAAUUGCUUAAAUUUGGUCCACAAUCCAGCAGAAGUCGGAUUACCUGGAUUCAUCUCAUUGUAUGUCUUCAACCUCAAUCCUUACAAUUUGCUGUUUCCUUGAUAUCUGCACGUUCAAAUAAACAAAAACCCUAUAUUAAUAAAAUUCUUUUCAAAAACUACCAAAUGAUGAGAACUUUUCCAACAGUUUCGCUCUUCUAAGUUCGUUUGUUGGAAAAGGCAUGUAUAGCUUAGUGCCGGAAUAGGCCUCAGCAUGGGUCUGAAGAGUCGAGAGAAAAGUAUUUUACACUUUCAAAUUCUUGAAUCAAUAUGAGGUUAUCUUAAACAUUGUG